This is a messenger RNA of Urocitellus parryii (Arctic ground squirrel), 1886 nucleotides long. It is a transcript of the gene Rhoa, whose product is annotated as ras homolog family member A. Gene Ontology annotation, molecular function: GTPase activity; GTP binding. The record is from RefSeq and is a predicted model, not a curated record. Gene Ontology annotation, biological process: small GTPase-mediated signal transduction. NCBI's taxonomy places the organism in Eukaryota, Metazoa, Chordata, Mammalia, Rodentia, Sciuridae.
GCCCUCCUUCGCUCSCGCUCCCCGCCCGCAGCCAGCCGCCCUCCGUCGGUUCUUUCGUUAGUCCGCGGUCGUCUCUGGAGCUACCCGUCCUCGCCUCAGAGCUUGCGACUCACGGACAGGCGUUCUUGGCGCAAAGAGGCCAGACUCGGAGUCGUCGUCUGAGCUUUUCAUCUGGGAAGUUCAAGGUACUUUGUACAACUUUGGUCACAGGCCGUGCAUUUUGCAGCACAUUUGUAAGCUAUGGCUGCCAUCAGGAAGAAAUUGGUGAUUGUUGGUGAUGGAGCAUGUGGCAAGACAUGCUUGCUCAUAGUUUUCAGCAAGGACCAGUUCCCAGAAGUAUAUGUGCCCACAGUGUUUGAGAACUAUGUGGCAGAUAUUGAAGUGGAUGGAAAGCAGGUAGAGUUGGCUUUGUGGGACACGGCUGGGCAGGAAGAUUAUGAUCGCCUGAGGCCCCUCUCCUAUCCAGACACUGAUGUUAUACUGAUGUGUUUCUCCAUUGACAGCCCUGAUAGUUUAGAAAACAUCCCAGAGAAAUGGACUCCAGAAGUCAAGCAUUUCUGCCCCAAUGUACCCAUCAUCCUGGUUGGGAAUAAGAAGGAUCUUCGGAAUGAUGAGCACACAAGGCGGGAGUUAGCCAAGAUGAAGCAGGAGCCAGUAAAACCUGAAGAAGGCAGAGAUAUGGCAAACAGGAUUGGCGCCUUUGGGUACAUGGAGUGUUCAGCAAAGACCAAAGAUGGAGUGAGGGAGGUUUUUGAAAUGGCCACGAGAGCUGCUCUGCAAGCCAGACGUGGGAAGAAAAAAUCUGGGUGCCUUGUGUUGUGAAACCUUGCUGCAAGCACAGCCCUUAUGCGGUUAAUUUUGAAGUGCUGUUUAUUAAUCUUAGUAUAUGAUUACUGGCCUUUUUCAUUUAUCUAUAAUUUACCUAAGAUUACAAAUCAGAAGUCAUCUUGCUACCAGUAUUUAGAAGCCAAACCAUGAUUAAUAAUGAUGUCCAACCUGUCUGACCUGCCAGAGUUCUUCUGACACUGCUCUAACAGCCCUCUCUGCACUCCACCUGACACACCAGGCGCUAAUUCAAAGAAUUUCUUAACUUCUUGCUUCUUUCUAGAAAGAGAAACGGUAACUUUUGUGAAUUAGGCUGUAACUACUUUAUAACUAACAUGUCCUGCCUAUCAUCUGUCACCUGCAAGGAAAUCUGGUGAGUCAUCACUUUGGAGCUUUACUCCUCAGCCGAUUUCAUUGGCAUAGCUCUGGGGUGGGCAUUUAGUUGAUUGAAAGUGUACUCAGCCAGAAAGGCCCAAGUCCAUGCAGCUGUGGCAGAGUUACAGUUCUGUUACUCUGUUAGUUACCUUAUAGUUACUGUGUAAUUAGUGCCACUUAAUGUAUGUUACCAAAAAUAAAUAUCUAUCCCAGAUUAGAUGUAGUAUUUUUGUAUAAUUGGAUUUCCUAAUACUGAUAUUUGUCAACCCACAGAAAAGUGUAUUGGUUUUUUAAAAAAGAAAGUGUAUUUGGAAAUAAAGUCAGAUGGAAAAKUCAUUUUUAAAAUUCCCGUUUUGUCACUUUCUCUGAUAAAAGAUGGCCAUAUCACCCUUUUUUGGCCCCACAUUUCCCAGUACCCCUCUCCAGAGCUGGGCAAAGUAAAUAGGAAUUUGGUUUCAUGCYUGAAACAAUUAGACACUUGAAGGUGGCAUAACCUCUCACCUAGACUGCAGGGUCUGGCUCUUAUUCACAAUGCUCCUUUCUUCUCACUGUAUCCAGGUUCCCUCCCMGAGGAACCACCAGUUCUCAUGGGUGGCACUUGGUUUUUCUCUUCUCUCCAGCUGACUAAACUUUUUUUCUGUACCAGUUAAUUUUUCCAACUAWUAGAAUAAAGGCAGUUUUCUAAA